AAUUACAUUUGGGUAACUUAUCGGAUAGUAAUUCACAAUCAAAUUCUUAUCUACAUAUCAAUGAUCCGCUUAGAAAUAUUGGAAAGGAUAUAAAAAAUACAAUUGCAAGUUAUCCAAAUAUUAAAUACUUUGAAAAUGUAUUAUUGGUUCUUACUGUUUCUAUGGAGUAUUUAGAAAAAGACGAAGCUAUUAUGAGAGAACGUGUACAUGAUGCAAAACUCGUUAGAAAUAAAUCUUCGGAAAAGAUACAAUUUAUUACAGAAUCUGAGGCUGCAGCAAUUUAUUGUAUAAAAAAUGAAUUACAGAAAUAUAACUUAUCUACAGGAGAGCCAUUUAUUAUCGUCGACUGCGGCGAAAGUACUAUUGAUAUAACUACUCACGAGUUUGUUGAAAACAAUCCAUUACAAUUAAGCGAAAUUACUCAAAAGUUGGUUGAGAAUAAUCCAUUACAAUUAAGCGAAAUUACCACUCGCGUUAGAGAUUUCUGUGGAAGUAUAUUGAUUGAUAAAGAAUUAAUUACAUUUUUACAUGAAAAAUAUGGGAUUGAUCCACUAUUAAUAUUAUCAAGAACAGAUUUUCUCUGUCAAUCAGGACCGCUCAUUAUUUAUAAUAU
Messenger RNA from Rhizophagus irregularis DAOM 181602=DAOM 197198, 613 nucleotides. RefSeq lists its product as uncharacterized. The record is from RefSeq and is a predicted model, not a curated record. NCBI's taxonomy places the organism in Eukaryota, Fungi, Glomeromycota, Glomeromycetes, Glomerales, Glomeraceae.